UAUCGUGCCUUCGGUAACUUACCCAACGCAUUGCUUUACCAUUACCUAUUUAACCCAGCCGUUUUCUAGUCGUAAUAACAAACAGCCGGAGUAAGAAGGAGUUACUUUGAUGAAACGGUGAAAUCUAGCCAGUGUGCUUGUGAAGUGGUACCGCCAGUACCGCUUCUCAUAGCUCGUAUCGCCGGUGCUAUCGCUUGCACUCCGAGAACGACAGUGAAAGGCAACAACGGCAACGGUGGUUGUGAUUGCAGCGGUUCAGUUUGUGUUUGUGCGUUGCAUAGUAGUUGAGUAGCAGUAGUAUUGUACUCUGUCAAAACCCAGUGGUCGUAUAAUUCAGUGAGGACACGAUACUACAAUUUGAAAACAAGUAUUCGUCGAAAUCAUUGCUACAAUGGGAAUCCCGAAGCUCUCAAGUGGAGUUGCUUGCUUUUUGCUCUGGCUCUUCGUUGUUCGUAGCGUGCAAGUUUGUGUUCUGGCAAAUACUAUAGGGCAACAGGAGAAGUCUAGAAAAACUGAAGAACCAGGAAGCACAACUUCAUCAGCCACAGUUCCUCUUCAAAGCAUCAGCACAAAGGGCACUCAAAGAGGGACAACACAUGAUGGAAAGAGUGCAUCAUAUGAUAUCACUGCUGACAAGGCCGGAAGUAAAGUUGACCAAAAUAGGGCUCCUGUUGAGGACCACAUUGAUCACAUUGAGGAGGAAAGUGCAAAAAAUCUUAAAGGUGACAUGGGCAAAGGAAGUGGUGCAGCUACAGGCUUAGUUAGUGAUGGGCUUCAGCAGGUGGCAGCAACACAGCAGGAGCAGCAACACAAAAAUGAUGGCGGACAAUCUGACAGCAGAAAGAAAUCGUCUGUUAGCACAGUGGACUCAUCUAAUGUGGACAAGGAUGAUGGAGUUAAAGGUCCAGCACCUAAAGUCAUGGCUGAUGAGCAAAAUGCUGCAAAUAAUUUGCAAAAAAUUGAAACCAGCAAGAAUAUCGGCAAAAAGCAUCUUGAAAACAACUUGGAAUCACCUGUGAGUGGUAGCCAACCCCAAGGAAAUCCCAAAGUUGAGGAGACAACAGCAGCAACUACUCCGAAGGUUACUGCAUCUGCACAAACUAGCACUCGUGGGACAAAACCUCUGCCAACUCAACCUCCUCAAGGACAAGGACAGCAGAAGGAUACGGAUGCAUCAUCUGGUCAAUUGAAAGACUUGGGUGGAAUGCCUCCUGCUUCUAAUCCAGGCAACCUUGAAUACGGCAAUGCGAGGGAGCCUGACUCUGAAGAGGAGCUUGAGCCACCCUUGCCAACACAGAAGGGACUGGCCUCUGUGGCCAGUGGAUCAGCAUCUCUGGGUGCUCAGCCCAUUGUGGGUUCUAUGGGAGGUAGCCAUCCAGAAAAGCCCCUUGAUGCCUCUGGAGCUGCUGGCAGCAUGCCUUCCCUGCCAUCCCAGGACGACAGCCAUUUUUUCGCCUACUUCUUGACUGCUGUGGUGCUUUGUGUGGUUGGGUACUUGGCCUUCCACAACAAGCGCAAGAUUCUGGCUCUUAUACUGGAAGGCAGACACGAGCGCCAGCGGAGGCACAACGGGCACUACAGAAGACUGGACAAUACUGAUGAAGCAUUGUCUGCUCGCAAGAGUCGUGGCAGCUUUUAGGAACAAGGACCUCACUCUAGUCACAUUACUGCAGAUCCUUUUAAUCACUGGCAGCAGGAGCUGUACAUGCCGACCUUCGUGCAAGAAUUCGUGGCGACUUACAACUGUAGGAUACUAUAUUUGCUGACUUCCCUGCCUUAGCCAUAACCUUUCUUGCCCCUUAUUCAUUUUGUUUUUGCCUGAAGAGAAGCUUUGUGGAAUGAUAGCAUAGGUAUGUCAAGAUGGUGAACUGGCAUAGACAGUGGUUCAGCAUUCCUGGUAUUCCACUCCAGAUUCUGUGCUUGACAAGAGCUUGUGACUGUCUGAGCAGCGUACAUGUCAGGUUUAGUGUACAGGUCUAGUCACAAACUCUAGUCAAUCAUGGUUCUGCAAGUUGAACCUUAAUGAUUUCAGUUUCUGUCGUUGAAAUCAAUGUCGUAGUAUGCUUGGUUUUGCUGCCCACAGUGCUGAUGUCUUGUGUGUAGGCCCUUGUAAGGCAUGUAAGCACAUUGGUGUUUGCUUUGUGCUGUGAGACUGUGAAACAUGUGCUCAACUUGUAGUGUUUAGGGUUUUUAGAGUCAUGAAUACUUUCACAGAGAACUUUUAAGUGCUGCAUGUAGCUCUGAGGUUGGUCCGCUGGUAUCUACUAGAUGAACCAACUCUAUGCCUGCAUUUCUGGUCAGUACAGUGAACCUCAUUGGGACCCACCAUAUCUUGUUCUUCCCAGAAGAUAAUGCCACCACCACCACAAACUACAACACAUAUGCUUAUAUAUUGAUAUCUCUUAAGAUGUUGGAAUAGAAGGCACAAAAGCUAUAAAGGUUCACACACUUCUUACCUAGAAGCUAAAACAAAGUAUCAAACAAGAAGCAAUAGGUUUGACUUCUUUUGCUUCUGCUGGUAGCGUAAAUUCUGUCCUACUCAUUUGAUCAAAUUUUUGCUGCUGCAGACGUAGAAUAUUUUUGUAACGUAAUGCAACUAUUUACCAAACAUUUUUUUGAUUGUUAGCAUUUUUAAAAAAUUGAAUGUUUGUUCAGCUGUGUUAACCUAGAUGUGGCAUCUGUUACUGGCUUCUUUUUAAAAAAGCUGGAUGACAUAGCACUUUGAUAAUUGCACAUUGUGUAUCCUUAUGGCAUGGCAAUGUUCGGAAUUCUGAAUAAUCUGAAUUAUUGAUUAUGAUGUUUACAGCUGUUAGUAGUUUAUGUUUUAGAUUUUUUUUCUAUGUCCUUGUUUGUUUCGUUUAUGCAUGUUUGUAACAGAAUGAGUGGUGCAAGUACAAUGUGUUUGUAAACUAUAAAACACUCUUGAAAAACUAAUGGUUUUGUGGUUUAUUAGCUUUUUGCAACACAUUAAGCCUGAAGACAGUGAUACAGUUAUUUAGAACAAACUUGAGACACUUUUUAGAAUUUGUUUCCAUUGGUGUGAUAAGUCAUUGAACAAGGAAUGUCACUGGAGCCAGUGUUUUGACAAGGGGACUUUUCAUGUCCCCCCAUGACAAAGACAAAUCCCUUUGUCAAAACUUAUCAUCACUUCAAGUCUCCAUCUUUCCCUGAACAUUCGACUUUUGUUUUGAAGCACAAGUGUUUCAGCUCACAGAGCAACAAAUUGAGGGGUCAGGGAAGGGAUGUAACUUUAGUAACAGUUUGGGCGAGGCUACAUGUAGCGUCUUGUAGUUGUAAAGCACUGUUGUUGUUGGUGUGGUUGAUGUACUGUUGGCUUGAAUUUACUGUGGCUACAGUGAUACACCUUAUAUGGUUCAAUUGCUGGGAAACUGUAAAAAUAAUUUGAAUCAAAAACAGCUCUUUUUCUUCACAUCUGUUGAUUUCUUUAUGUGGGUUUUAUAGUUUUGUGCCAUGUCUUACAUGAAGCUCCUGCUGCACUUGCUCAUCAUUAGAGAAGUAGAAAUUAUGAACCACGUGAGGUGACCAGCCACAGUAAUGUACAUAUCUUCAUUUACCUCUGUGUGUGCAUGAUGCAUCUUUCACUGCUCACAUUUCAUUAAACAAACAGAUGCAGGAAUGUGUUAUUAGUUUGCCCGAGCAGAAACAGUUUGACAAAUGGAAAUCACACUCAUGAAGCAGUAAAACUUCAAAAGCAUAGGAAUGCGCUUUGUUCACAACAAAUGCUAUGCACAUUCAGGAAAUGAAUUCUUCGGUGUAAUAAUGAUCUUUAGUGUCAGCUUGCACUGUCGUUUCAGUAUGUCUGAGCUCUACUUUGCUAUUGUUUUCUGAGGACCUCUCUUUUGUCCUUUGUCCUCUUAUUAGGCAUAGUUUACCAAAGAAAAGUGAACAAGAAAUGUUCUUGCUGGAAUGCCUUUCAUGUUUUUCUUGAGACUUUUUGUUGGCGGCAGUUGAAAUUCGAGUAUUGGGUUAGGGUACAUUAGUAUCCAUCUCCAAUAGCCAUUGCAAUCUAAAUUGAACAUUGGCAUAUAGUCCCCAUGUGUACCACAUUGUUUUUGUGUGUAUGUGUGUGUGCCAUAUGCAUGCCUAGUUUUAAUUUUUUUCUUUUUAAUUGUCUCAUGUUACCUUCAUGUUGUGUCCCCUUGUCAAGACUUCUGGCACUUGCAUGGUACUGCAUAGAUUUUUUUCUCACUUUUCAUUGUGCUUUCUUUGGAUUAGUGUUUUCUUCCGUUGUAUUUGUUUUAUUUCGUUAACUUGUUGUGAUUACAUGUUGUGUUUGUAAGAACCCACGCACAUUUAGAUGCAGCAGUUCAGUUUAGCUUUCACAGGAGUGCUGGUAUCGGUGUACGAACAAAGCCUAGUAGUCGUUACUGCAGUAUGUCACAUGUCCCUUUGUUUUGCUUUCAGUACACUGUGCGAGAGAACUAGUGCUAAGUUUUUGCCAACUUCUUUUAGAAAAAACAUCACAAGCUUGGUCCCCUAUAUCAUGCCUCUCAAAGGGUUCCUUAACCACCCCUCGUGCUUGGUGAAAAAACACAUACAGCAGAAAGCAGACGCUGCUGUAAACAGUUCAGCCAAAUCUUGCAGUUGAGCGCGGCAAGGGGAGUUCAAAAGUGGAGCCUGAAGUUGCCGCUUUCUCAAGUGCCCUCUCUUCAUACCGAGGCCCAUAUUCACUCUCUUUGGAGGGCUGUCAUAAAGCAGAUCUUUCGUCACAACAUAUUGCUGCUAUUGGUCAACAGCUGGUAUAAACCAAGAGCGCGCUUACACUACAGCGCUCCAGAAUCACACCUGGACAGAGAGAUCGUGUUUUAUGGCGCACGUGUAACGUAGCUUCUUUCCCCCGUUUCAUCACUCCCUGUGUAGCUUCCAGCGCACUAGUUGGGACGAAAGAAGAGAGAAAGCGCUUAAAGUGUGCGACAAAUCCCUGCAACUCCACUCGUUCUUGACGGAUUCGAAAAAUUUUUGCAGUGGUCAAUUCGUGAGGCUGAUCAAUUCGUAAACUGAUUACUUGGAAAAGUGGUUCAGGACCCCUUUAGGCAUAUUUCUUUUAUACAUGGGCUAUGUACUGACUGCUUUAUGUUACAUGAUCUAUGUAAUGCAUAAGAUAUGCCUAAUUAAUUUUUAUAGCUGUACUUAAGGAGGUCUUCUGUUAGAUACUAGCCUUGAUAGUUACAUCUGUGUGUUGAUGUUCCAGUGCGUGUUUCACAGCAUGUUCGUCUGCAAGCACUGGGAAACGCCUUUCUUUUUUUUCAAAUGCCCAUG
Molecule: messenger RNA, 5280 nt
Organism: Rhipicephalus sanguineus (brown dog tick)
Lineage: Eukaryota; Metazoa; Arthropoda; Arachnida; Ixodida; Ixodidae
Product: trans-Golgi network integral membrane protein TGN38
Exons: 6
Coding region: 392-1639 (415 amino acids)
Source: RefSeq, a predicted model, not a curated record